Messenger RNA from Camarhynchus parvulus, 8197 nucleotides. RefSeq names its product NHS like 1 (gene NHSL1). The record is from RefSeq and is a predicted model, not a curated record. Gene Ontology annotation, biological process: cell differentiation. The transcript has 8 exons. Bases 687 to 5768 code for a protein of 1693 amino acids. NCBI's taxonomy places the organism in Eukaryota, Metazoa, Chordata, Aves, Passeriformes, Thraupidae.
CUGCCGCUGAGCUGGCUGAGGAAAGGAGGAGUUUUGCUUUUAGGAGAGCGAGCCUAUCAUAUUUCACUCUAAUCCUAAGCGAUAGCCACGCAGUCGGUUUUAUUGUUAGAAGAGCCUUCCUGGAGCUCCUUCAGCAGGCUUUUCUCUAAGAGAGCAGGGCAGCCGGAAUGAGGCGGCAGAAGUGCAGCCGCUUUAUUGUCCCUCGUGAGCAGUGCCAUGCCAAGGCGUGAUCCCUGCCUGCUCUUCCUCCUCGUGGGCUGCUCCUGAUGAGCCAGAAGAGGACUGAAUUGCCUGCACGCUCCUGGGCAGCGAUGCCAGGGAGAAGAAUGGAGCUACAGUUUUUGCUGUUGAGUGGAGAAUGGGGGAAACACUUGCCUCGGUGCUAUGCUCUGCUCAGCCCUUACAUGCUCGGCUGAGCUGCUGCAAGGUGCCACUUUCUGCUUCUUUUCUCCCCUUUGUUUUCUUUGGCAGCUCCCUAAGUGCUGUAUCAAAACAGCUUCGGGGGAGCUGCGCUGGCACAGCCACCUACGUCCAUACUGGUGCUGGUCUAAAGGCAGCGAGGAGAAACCUGGACUGAAGUCGGAUUGAGUUUGUUCAGCCUCCCGCGAAAACCGCUGAGAAAGGGGACGGGAACAUUUUCAGAGAGGUCUCUUUGGAACUGACGCCAGUGGCUGGCUUGAAAGAAAAUGAAAAAGGAGUGUGUUUCGAGAUCUUUCAAACUCAAACAAAACCCAGGCUCCCUCUCGCGUGCUGUCAGCUGGAUAAAUUUCUCGUCCUUGUCAAGGCAGACAAAGAGAUUGUUUCGCAGCGAUGGGGAACUCUCCUCCAUGUGCGUGCAGCAGGUAGACGAGGACGACGAGACCUGGACAUACCGGAGCCAGCAGAGGAAAGCUGUUUCCAACCUAGAUGAAGAGAGUAGAUGGACUGUGCACUACACUGCUCCGUGGCAUCAGCAGGAAAAUGUCUUCCUACCCUCCUCAAGACCACCUUGUGUGGAGGACCUGCACAGACAAGCCAAGCUGAACCUCAAGUCAGUGCUGAGAGAGUGUGACAAGCUGCGGCGGGAUGGCUACCGGAGCUCGCAGUAUUACUCUCAGGGCCCCACCUUCUCCUCAUCCUCCAGUGCAAUCUGUGGAAGUUACCAGGAUGAUUAUGAAGAAAUUGAACAAAAGUGUCCUGUCUCUCCCCCUGAAGAAGAAAAGCUUAUUACCACCAUCAAAAGGCCUAAAAGUCCAGCUACAAAUGAGUUACCGGAUAUCAACACCCAAACCAACUGGACUAAGUCUCUUCCACUGCCAACGCCAGAAGAGAAAAUGCGACAACAAGCACAAGCCAUCCAAACAGAUGUGGUUCCUAUUAAUGUGACUGGGGAGAAUUUCGACCGCCAGGCCAGCAUUCGGCGGUCUCUAAUUUACACAGACACGGUGGUAAGACGGCCGAAGAAAGUCAAAAGGAGAAAGACUAUUACAGGAAUCCCUGACAACAUACAAAAGGAGCUAGCAGUUGGUACUGGCCAAAGUGAUUUCCGAGGGCAUUCCAUGUAUGUCCCAGAUCACUGUUCCACGCUAGGGAGACUAGACAGCUAUCGUUCUGCCAUGCAGCGCUCUGAAACCAAGGACACCAGCUGCCAGACAGAGGAAGUUAAAGUUGUGCCACCUUCAAUGAGAAGAAUACGAGCACAGAAAGGACAAGGCAUUGCAGCCCAGAUGUCUCAGUUCUCCAGCUCAUCUGGAAACAUGUCGGUGAUGAGUGAUUCUGCUGCAGUUAUAUUUGCUUCUCGCCAAAAUAGUGACAUGGGUUUUCACAGCUUGCCUCGGGUUGGUGCGAGAGUGUCUCUGCAGUCCCUAGAUCAGACACAGAGCAUGAUGUCGAGACAGACAGACGACAUUGCUGGCACUUUACCCCACCAGAUAAGUAAAUUGCAAGUGGAUGAUAGUGUUGUGCAUCUGAGGAGUAAUCCCACAAUAGGGACCCUGUCAAGACCAAAGUCCCAAGAGGUGAGAAGCUGUGACAGCGAGAAGUCCUCAAGCCCAGCAUGUGUGGUCUCUCCUCAUGCCACUUACUCAACAAGCAUCAUACCCAAUGCAACACUGUCAUCCUCCUCGGAAGUUAUCCUUAUUCAUGCUGCCCAGAGUGUUGGAUCAUUGGAUAGUAAAAUGUCAAGCUCCACUGCCUUUCCAAAUCCAAGAGACAAUCCUGCUGCCAGCAGUGCAGUAAGUGGGAAAGAAGAUCACCAUUCUUCAAGUGGUAACUGGAGUGAGAGUAGCUCCACACGUCACUCACAGACUUCAGAUACCAUCCCAUCUAACACUGUCAUGAUGCUUUCUCUCGGUGACUCCGCUGUCUCUCUAAGCACUCCUGGGAAUGCAGAGGCUGGGUCGCAGAGCAUGAGCUACAGCUGUAGGAACACCGCUGCUUUAGCAAGCCCUUCCCAGGACAGCGAUGGUCGGAGCGAAUCCAGCUAUUCUGGGGAGCGAGCACAGGCAGCAGUGAGUAGCACAGAGCACUGGUUGUACAAGUCUUCAGAGAGCAGUGAGACCCCUUCACGCAAGGUGGUUUGUACACCACCAGGCUGUGCCACGCCCCGUAGCAACCUGAGCAGCAGUAGCCUGGAGAGGACAUCAGUCAGGGAUGAUUCUGCUUCCCUGUAUUCUGUGGACCAUGAUGGCUAUUAUGGCUCCAUGCAUAUGGACUCUGGACUGAAGGCAGACAUGCCAUGCAACAGUACUAAUGGUUUUGAGAACCCCAGAGACAGCGUGAUAAAUGUCUUUGAAGGAAAGGAGAAGAAACUUCAGGAUGACCACUCAGGCCAAGGCGACAAAUCCCUUGCAAGAAACAUCUCACUGAAAAAGGCAAAGAAGCCACCUUUGCCGCCAUCCAGAACAGACUCACUCAGAAGGAUGCCUAAGAAAAAAGCCCAAUCCAAUGGACAGAUACUUGAUGAAACCCUCAUUGCCACUCUCCAGCAUUCUCUGCAGCUGAAUCUCAAGUGCAAAAAUGGCAGCUCCCCUUCCCAGAGCCCCUGCAGUGAUUAUGAGGAUCCCUGGGUGUUGCGCUCACGCAGCCAGAGCUCGGUCAGUGCGAGUAGCAGCAUGAUGUCCACCACUGCUCCAAACCUGUACUCCAUCUGCACAGUCACUCCUUCCCAGAGUGAAACAAGUAGCAUCAAGUCGGAGUAUGCUGACCAGUGGGGUUACUACAGCGACUAUGCUGCGGUGGCAGAUGACCAGGUGAAAUCUCCAGUGACCCAUUCUGCCAGUACUUCGUCUGCUCUCAGCGAUUACAGCAUCAGCCACUUCAGUGAUGGCUCAAGGGCUUCUGUGCCACAAGUGCCCAGUGGACUGGCCAAACCAAAGAGUACUUCUCCGGAGAAAUCCCACCGAGUCACAUCGCCAUCGAGUGGGUACUCCAGCCAGUCCAAUACACCCACUGCGCUUACUCCAGUGCCUGUACUUGUAAAGUCUGCAUCAUCAGGAAAUGGGAAAUCCAAGCUGAAGCCUAAAGUGCCUGAAAGGAAGUCCUCUCUUCUGUCAUCAGUCUCCAUGUCUUCGUCGUCCACUUCUCUUUCUUCAAAUACAUCUACUGAAGGGAGUGUGAGUGUGAAGAAACUGGACCCCGCCCUGAGCCCUCCUGUGGAUUCUGGUGCACCUCCUCCACCACCUCCUCUUCCAGCAUGUCAGCAUUGCCCUGAGCUUUCUCCUCCUUCUCCUCCUCCUCCAGCAGAAGUAAUGGAUCUGUCACCAUUGUCGACCUCUCCCACAUUCCCCCCUCCUCCGCCAGAAGCUGGUGUAAGUUCUACCUUUGCCCAGACUGUCCCAUGGUUUCCACAAGAAGCGUCCAUCAGUUCAUUCUCUUCCCCUGUUCCUACUCCUCCUUCUUUCCCCUUGGCUGUCCCACCACCAGCACCACCGCUUGAUCCCAAAAUAACAAAAGGUGCAGCAAUACACCCACAGUAUUCUUUUAAGAAACGCAACCAGGAGGAUUCUUGCUACAGUCCAGUGAAACAGCCACUCAACAGGCAAGAUUCAUCCAGACCUGUGAUGCCAUUAGUAACCACCAAAGCACUGCAAAUGGUGCAGUUGAGGUCUGUGAAAAAAUCGACAGAAGGUGAAUCAUCAACUGAAUCUGCUUCUGAAACCACCUCUCAGGAAAAGGGUACUGUAAAUUCAUCAUCACAGUCUUUGCUAAAGCCAUCUCUCUCACUAAAACUCAGUACCAACUUAGGUGAUGAGGAAACGAAAACUCAAGGCACCUCAUUUAAAAAUGCAGUUCAGACACUGUCUCGGGGUUCUCCUCUCAUUCUCUCUGAUAACACACCUGUACUUGACAGUGAUCAAAAGCCUAUGAGUGCAGUAGGUGCAAAGAAAUCUUCUGAAGAUGAUGCUCUGGGGUCAGCCACUGAUGACACACCUGAGUCCUCAGUGCAGAGUGAAGACUUCCCUUCUGGCAUGUCACUUCAGGGGUCACCAGCAUCUCCUGACAAGACUCAGGGUGUAUUGCCAAGCAAGAAACCACCUCCUAUUUCAAAGAAACCCAAACUGUUCCUUCUGGUACCACCUCCACAGUUAGACCUUACAGUGGAGAAAGCAGCUGAAGUGGGUGAUACUGCCAGAAGCCCAACUAAGAGAGACGCUGUGCUUGCACCCUCUGAGGAGGCGAGAAAUUGUCUUACAGAUGGACUCGGUUCUAGCGAGAUGGACUCUGGCAGCCUGGUUCCUGAGGGAGGAGCUGCUGGAUUCACCUUCUCUGAGACAGUGGGAGCGAAUGCCUUUGUGGUACAGCCUGCUGCAUCACCAGUUCAAGAGGAACCCAGGCAGGAGGAGCAGUCUGCUUUUGAUGAAGGAAGCAGUUCAGGCAGCAGCCAAGACAGUGGCAGUAACACUGACGGGCACGCAUCUCAAGAGAACGAAAGUGUGGAGGUGUUUGAAUCAGACACAGCCAGUACUUCAUUCCUGCCAAGCAGUAGUUAUGGGGAAGAGACAGACGGAGUGGCAACACCAGCAAGACCAAGGACUACUGAGGAUCUUUUUGCAGCCAUUCACAGAUCCAAAAGGAAAGUCCUUGGCCGUAAAGAUUCUGAAGAUGACCGUACCCGCAACCAUUCUCCGUCGCCCCCCGUAACUCCCACUGGUGCUUCCCCAAACCUAGCUACCCUCAAACAAGCUGGAUCUAUCCAGAGAAGCAUUCGCAAGAGCAGCACCAGCAAUGACAACUUCAAAGCCCUGCUGCUGAAGAAAGGGAGUCGCUGUGACACCAGUUCCCGUAUGUCCGCAGCAGAGAUGUUGAAGAACACGGACCCGCGGUUCCACCGGCCAAAGACGGACGCCCCCCCGGACCUUUCCGACAGCCCUGCCAGCUGCUCGCCCAGCAAGAGCAAACGGGCCCAGGAGGAGUGGGCCAAGAGUGAGGGCCUGAUGCCAAGGAGCAUGUCGUUCUCUGGCACAAGGUAUGGCCGGUCACGGACACCCCCGUCUGCUGCCAGCAGCAAGUACAACGUCCGCAACCGCAUCCAGAGCAGCCCCAUGACUGUCAUUAGUGAAGGAGAUGGGGAAGUGGUGGAACAGUCCGAGGGCAGGGUCCGGAGGACUUUGGAAGAGCAGCAAGAGGGGCAGCUUGAUAUGUUUAACAGUGAUGAAAUGGACGUGAAUGACUUCCCGUAUGCUGAGGAGGCAGGCUGCAAGGAGACCUUGGAUCCAGCCCAUGUAGACUUAAUGACUCAACCAGGUGCUUCAAGGAAGUAUCUAAACUCUUCAGCUGAAGAAAGUUAAAAGGCAGUGUGACAAAAGGCUUUGGAUAUUAGUCUAGAAAAUCACAGGGACUAGAUUCCAGAAGAAAGCCCAGACCAGGACAAGGUUACUUUGCUGAGCAUUUAUUCCACGAACUGUAUGUGUGUGUUUAAAUGCUAAAGCGAUGAUGGUUCUGCAUGGUUGGGUUGGGGUGGGGAGCACUUGCUUUGAAUGAGUGGUCUGUGGCUUGAAGAAUGUUAACAGUUGAAUUUUUUGUGUAAAGCCUUAGAAGUCCUUUUGUGGGGUGGGGUGGGGAAGUUUUCUCAGAGUCUGUAGGGGUGUGAAGUUUUUCUUUUUCUUGAGACUGCAAUUGUGCAAGCAAAAUUUAGGAAUAAGCCUGAAAUGGGAAGGCUCCUGUGGUACAAGCUGGAGGUUUGGUUCAAAAGCAUUGUAGUGAUGCAGCAUAGUGCAUUAGUUAAGCAGAGGGAGGCACAAUGAGGCACAUUCACCUCUGAGAGAAGGUAGCAGGGUUGGUGCUGGGGUUACAUGGCUCCUUAGAGGGGCAUGGCCCAGCGUUUGAUGAAGUGUGUCCUGCUUGAGCAGUGAGCUCACCAGGUUAUGGAUUGGUCCAGGGUACUGUACUUUUAAUUCUUUUUCCUGAGGGAAAAUGAACUAUGUAGUUAAGGUGGAAAAGGGAGCUGAUUUUAUAACACACUACUAGCUGCUAUGCAGCCACACACCUUCACUUGGUGAAACACAUAUUUCCAGGUGAAUUGCUUCCUUGACUGGAGUAUUCCCUUAGAGAACUAGAAUAGCUGGAUGUGUGUGGAGGGUGCAAGCAGACAUCAGGAAAGUGGGAGAUGAAUGAAGCCAGAAUUUGGAAGGGUUACUGUCAUGGUUUAGGAACGGUAGUCCCCAAUUUAGUGUUCCCACCAAAACACUCCAAACCAUGUACCCUUUCACUCAUUCCCCUCUCCUCUUACCUCUGCGGGUGGCUGGGGAGGAGAACUGGAGGCACAAAAGGUGAAGGAUGGGGGCUGAUAAAAGAAAAAUUUACUGGAAACAGCAGUGAAGUAAGAAAAUGGGCAGUAACAUCAACAAGACUUAGAGUGUACACGAAAAAGGUGAAUGGCUCACAGGUGACAGAACCUGUUAAGGUGUGACCUGCUGCCCCUCUUCCUUGUUCCCAGCAGUGUUGUGAGGUGGUGUAGAACAACCUCUGUGUCCUGGCCACAGUCCCUCCUGGCUGCUGCAGAAAAUGAACCCUGUCCUGGCCGGAACCAGGACGGCUGUGUUUCUGAAUUAGAAAGAGAAAUUUGACUUGCACUACAAAGCUGUAGGUGGAGCCGGUCUUUCAAAACUGAAACUUGGGAAUUGUGUUUUGCUGGAAAUCUGUCUUUCAUUUGUCAGAAUGGGGAGACUAUUACUUUGCAUCACUUGAAAUACAGAUACUUGCUAACUUUUUGUUACCAAAGAAUAAGUUUCAGUUACUUUCCUUUUUGAUUUGCCUGCAGUAUUGCUCUUCUUUUUUAACCUUAAUAAUUUAGUGAGGUUCGUUUUUAUUGUAUAUUUUACAGAUAAUAAGAACAUUUAACGUUUUUCCAAUUGUAAAGAAGACAUUAAUUAAAACUGAAAUAUUGGCUGGAGUUUUUGGUUCUUGGUAGGAAUGAAGCUUUUAAUUUUUAAUACGAAUUUUGCAUCAUUUGAUGGCAUGCGCAGUUUUUGUAUUGUUUGUAAAUAUUGAAAGUUGUUAAAAUAUCUUUUGAUCUCCUUACCGUAGAAUUUUUACAUUUUUAGAUUGCUUUUAAGAAGAAAAAGCACUCUUUGUAGAUUAUUUAUUUUAGAGAAAUAUGCUUGUAAUCUCUUUCUUCAAUCCUUUACUUGUUAGUUAUGUAAAUUUCAGGGGCCUUCGUUUAACUCUUCCCUUCACAAGAGGGGAAUAGUGCUGAAAAUGCUGUGACUUCGCUUCAAUAAAGUAAAAGCCUGCCAGUUGCCAUAUUGUCUUUUGAGUCGAUUAAAAUCUCCUUCAAAAGAUGUGUCCCACAGUGUAUGGCAACCCACUGAAUGCCAUCAUCCAUGCAUCCAGCUACUAAUUUCCAGUUUUCAUUGCAAAAUUUACUAAUUCACAUUAGACACAACUAAAGUGUACUCACACAUCCAUCCCAUUUUGGUAUCUCAGUUUUGAGACUAAAAAAAUUUAAAUAAUCCUAAGAAUUUUCCAGUAUUGUGUGGAUGUUUCUAUUACUUCUGUACUACUUGCAACCUGUCCCAGAAAACUAAAACUCUUGGAGAACCAGAUUAUAAGCAGAGUGAGUGCGAAGUGAAAUGGACAAGUUGAAUCUAGCUGCACUCAGUGGAACGAGGGUGGUAUCAACUGGUGCGCAGCAAACUUUCUACCAUUUUCAUAUGAUAACUAUAUUGAAAGAACCAUUCAAUUUUUAAAAAUUAAAAUAAACCCUAAUUGGAUAAAG